This is a messenger RNA of Klebsormidium nitens, 1404 nucleotides long. The record is from the annotation of a GenBank genome assembly. NCBI's taxonomy places the organism in Eukaryota, Viridiplantae, Streptophyta, Klebsormidiophyceae, Klebsormidiales, Klebsormidiaceae.
GGAAUUUCGGAGCAUUUCGGAGCCUUUCUGCUGCCUUUAAAUCCGCUGGAUAUCGCACACAGCAGAGCUGGCCUGAUGUCAAAGGACUGAGCACUGCUGCUGCUGUGUUGCCAUUGGGAGCUGGAGGACGUCAGGGGGCGGCGCUAGUACUGGGAAGGUGGCUUGCAGAACGGGGGGGCUGGCAGCUCGCAUCAAGGAGCAAAUCUCAAGGGUCAAGCCACCUUGAGUUUUACUCGGCCUGAGACGUGGCCAGAAGACCAAGGUCUUGAGACAGGGUUGAGACAGGGACCUUCGAGACGCUCGCUCGUUGAAGCAACCGUCGCUGCAGGUGGUAUUUGCAUCACUGGACUAUUUGCUGGCUGGGGAGCAGGGUUCUGGUACCAAACAAAAUUUUUGGGCGAACUUCCUGUAGCGAAGAUGCAGGCGAGCGAUCGGUUCAACAUCAACAGCCAAUUGGAACACCUCCAAGCCAAGUAUGUCGGGACUGGCCACGCGGACGUGAGCCGAUUUGAGUGGGCCGUGAACAUCCAGCGGGACAGCUAUGCUUCCUAUGUGGGUCACUACCCCCUGCUAGCAUACUUCGCGGUUGCGGAGAAUGAGUCCAUCGGAAGGGAGAAGUACAACUUCAUGCAGAAAAUGCUGCUUCCUUGCGGCCUGCCACCGGAGAAGGACGAGGAUUGAGCUACAGCCAGAGAGCAGUUUGACAUCAAGUGUUUGAUAGCAUCUGCACUUCCCCGAGGUGGACCCGAUUCGGCUCUUGUCCCACGGUCUUUCUGCUGACCAAUCCAGGGGCUGAAAGGUCGAAAUAGAAGGAGCGGUGCUGUUGUCAUGUUGAAACACUACAUCUCUUCGACGAUAAAUCACUCGGCCUUGACAACCGCGACAUAGCUUCUGAAAUGGUAAACAUGCGUCUGCACGUCAAAGCUGUUUACUAGAAGCAUUUUGCAACUUUGAUGGGACUCGGUUCAGUUACGUGCAAGAAGUUGUUGCGAAUGACCCUCGUGCUCUUUGUAUUGUGAGAUCUUGAGGUGAGCGGCUAGAAAGCAACACAAUGAGUGGCUUCUUUGGUUUGACGCGAUCUAAUACAGAAGUGGAAUCGUUAAUAUAUUCGGGUUUGAAAACUGGAACGAGUGUUGCUCGUGGUACUGUGAUGCUUCGCCCAUUAUAGAUAGGAUGCUUAAUUCGAGGAUGGCUUUUCGGUCCCACUCAGAUAGGGACAUGGACAUAAGAUCCGCCGUUUUGAUUGGGCCGCGUGUCAAAAAGACCACGUGUCGAUCAUAGACCGGGGUCCGAGGCGCCGGAAAUAGAAUUUGAUGCAACGUCAUUCCUUCGUCACUCUUGACUUUCUAGAGAUCCCGGACGGGUAUAAUGAAUCAAUAUCUGUAUCGGACGGUUGUCCGGGGG